GUGUAGAACACCGUGUUCCAUCGCGUUUACGCGCAUCGUUUCAUCAUCGUGUCCGCAAAACGAAAAAUACCGGUCCUUUCUGGUGGAGAGCGGAUGGAGGGAAAGAGGUCGCGCAAGCGCCUCUCUUGCAUCGCCGAUGGGUGAAAGCCUCGGGGUGAAAAUGCACCCUGGCAUGGGAGUGUCAGCGGGCGAUCGUCGCGAAAAUACGGUGAUGCAGGCCAGGAACGGGGUCUGCGACAAGAUCGAGAAUUACAUAUCGGAUCUGGGACAAUGGUCAGUAUGGAAAGCGAUAAUACUGGGACAAUUUUUGUCCCUUGUGUUAUGCUUCAUGACGCUCGCGAAUCAUCACAUCAACACAGCAUACCAACUUUCAUUCCCGACCGGACAAAAUCUUCCGCAUUACAUUAUGAUGUGUCUCGUAUACACAACCUGGAUGUCCUGCAGGGGAGUAGGGAACGGCCUAAUUUCAGUUAUAAAAGCCCGUGGAUUCAGGUACUUGUUGGUAGCACUCAUUGACGUCGAAGCGUGUACUCUUAUAACAUCCGCGCAUCAAUUCACCAGCAUCGCUGGCAUACAGUUGCUCGAUUGUGUCGCUAUACCGGUUGCAUUGGCAUUAUCAUGUUUGAUUCUCGGGGUGAGAUAUCGAAUGGUGCACAUAGUCGGCGUUUCCGUUUCAUUGAUGGGAGUGGGAUGUUUGGUUUGGGCAGGAAUCGAUGACAAUAAAGAUCCUUCCGCAGGAAAGAAUCAUCUUGUCGGUGAUAUGUUAUGCCUCGGAGGCGUGAUAUUGUUUUCCAUAACAACGGUGAUACAAGAAUUAGCAGUGAAGACGGUCGAUGUUAUCGAGUAUCUAGGCAUGAUUGGUUUCUUCGGUACUAUAAUGUGCUGUUUGCAAAUGGCCAUAUUGGAAAGCUUAAAGAUAGAAUCAUUACAGUGGAUUAAUACACCAGUAAUCACUUUCUUGGUAGUUUAUUGCAUCACGCAAUUCAUCUUUUUUUCAUUGGUGCCUGUCGUAUUAUAUGAAUCUGGUGCAACUGCAUUGCAACUAUCAUUGUUGACAGCAGAUUCUUUCAACGUUUUAGCUGGCAUGUUAGUCCAUCAAUAUAAGUUUCACGCAUUAUAUUUCGUCUCAUACACGCUCACAAUGACGGGUAUAUAUAUUUACGCGAUAAAGAGAACACCAAUGGCGUCGAACUCGCGAAGGCAGCAAGCUGAACCUUCUGCUCCAGAUUACAGACAUAUGUCUCAUCCCGACGUUGGAGAAGUGGAAAUGGCUACAAGUUCAGGGAUGUCUGGCGUAAGUGGUACUCUCGACGUAAGGACAUCGACUCUUGGCAGCGAAAAGGAAACGAUGGACGCUACGAGUUUGCCGCCGAGUGUUAGCUCUGAUACAGCUUUCACUUCUUUCUAUGGAAAUUACUACGAUUGAGAAAGGAUCUUAGGAUCUUAGGAAGAUGUAAAGCAAGCCGAGGAAUAAAUAAAUUUUGCCAUGUGUGCGUUCUUGUUGAAAUUUUACACGAAAUUUUAGACUAAUCAUUCAAAAGAAAAAGACAUUUUUUCGUUUUCUAUGAUAGGUAAAAAUAAAUAGAUCUCUUUGUCGAUCAAUAAGUUUAUAAUACGCGUUAUACAGUGUUCUAAUUAGUACAGUGAUUUUUCUAAAAAUUUAAAUAAUUCAUAAAUAUCGAUUAGUCGCGAUAAAUGCGAUUUUCAUUGUUGAUUUAACUGUUUAUCGAAAUGUAAGUACUAUACAUUCUUGUUGCUCAAUAUACUUUGUAAAUGAUAAUAGGAUGACUAAUUGUUACUAUAACUAAGUACUGAAGAACAUUAAAUAAUUUCCUAUUGUAAAAUAAUAAGUCAUAGUCAGUGAUAAUUAUUUUUAUGGUUCUUGUUACCUUUGUUCGUAAAUGCAUUAGAUUGUAUUUACAUUCUAUCGUCCAUCCAUUUCUCAGAAUGUUAUUUCACGUAGUAUGGAUAUUUUUUUGAAGUAAAUUAAUAAACGAAUGAUAAAUUAA
Molecule: messenger RNA, 2009 nt
Organism: Apis dorsata (giant honeybee)
Lineage: Eukaryota; Metazoa; Arthropoda; Insecta; Hymenoptera; Apidae
Product: solute carrier family 35 member F2-like
Exons: 8
Coding region: 137-1426 (429 amino acids)
Biological process (GO): transmembrane transport
Cellular component (GO): membrane
Molecular function (GO): transmembrane transporter activity
Source: RefSeq, a predicted model, not a curated record